Messenger RNA from Aureobasidium subglaciale EXF-2481, 431 nucleotides. RefSeq lists its product as uncharacterized. Lineage: Eukaryota; Fungi; Ascomycota; Dothideomycetes; Dothideales; Saccotheciaceae. Bases 162 to 386 code for a protein of 74 amino acids. The transcript has 2 exons. The record is from RefSeq and is a predicted model, not a curated record.
UCCUGUUUCGAGUCGGCGCCUCACAUGUUCAUCUAUCUAGCCGCGACUAUAGCAAAAGCUCGAUCAAGCGUGACAUACCACAAUCCGGGGUUCUCUAAUCGACAGAGCUCGCAUAAACAUACCCGACUUGGUCCGCAACAUUUGCUUCCCCUCACUUGCGAAUGUCUCGCAUCUUGUCGUUGUUGAUGGCUUGCCAGUUGCUCGCCAAAGAGAGCCCAGGAAGAGGAUCGCCAACUUCAACCACAAACUCCUUCGGUAUGUUCUCCAAUCACCAUACGCACGUAUCAAGGGGCCUGCGUACACCACCAAUAACAUAUCUGGUAACAACUUCGACCUCACAGAUCUUUUGCCAAUCAUGCAAGGACUUCACAAUGAUAUUGUGUUGAUAUUGGUAUAUGAGUACACUUGAUUGAGCGACGUUAUUGACUACC